Molecule: messenger RNA, 803 nt
Organism: Drosophila ananassae
Lineage: Eukaryota; Metazoa; Arthropoda; Insecta; Diptera; Drosophilidae
Product: mitochondrial transcription rescue factor 1
Exons: 3
Coding region: 1-627 (208 amino acids)
Source: RefSeq, a predicted model, not a curated record
AUGUUAUUUGUUAUCGUAAUUGUUAAGGCACCCGCAAAAAUAAUGCUCCGAAGUUUACGUCAAAUAUCUCGGUUAGGGCGACGUUUGUCCGCCCCUGUUCCAGGCAGCAGUUUGGUUAAUGCAGCAUCAUCCACGCAAGAAGUUUGUGUUAGACUUCAGGCACCUUUACACACCAGCAUCUCCUCAUGGAAAUAUGAUAAAAAAUCGUCUAGAGCGGCGGACGAUCUGGACACCGACGAUGAGGAAGAUGAGGAUUUUAAAGACGAACGCGAUUCCAAGGUGGUUAAGACCAAGGUGAACUCACUGCGAGCAGACUUGUUGUUGAAAGCCGGUCUGGGCAUGGCCAGAAACAAAGUGGAACUCAAUUUUUAUGAAAGCAAGAUACGCGUCAAUGGAAAAAAGCUUCAAAAGAAAAGUGCUCAGCUUGAUGUCGGUGAUGAAAUCGAUGUGAUUAGAGGGUUCAGCCAGUCAAAUCCUUCCCAUUUGGUAGUAGCUCGUGUGGCUAUCCUUUCUGCCAGCGAACGGGAGGAGGGGCUCAACGUCCACUUGCGGCGCUACAAAUCGCUCCUGGUGGAAAACUAUCGAGGAGCCAACGCCUUUAAGUCCUCUGAACAUGUUCCUCACUGAUAUUUAAGGAAUACUCUUUUUACCAAAAGAGAAGAUGAGUAAAAGCAAAAAUUAAAUUAACAAGUACUGAAAGUAACAAAAAAUUUAGGUUUUAUAAAAAAAAUUAGUAAAAAGAUAUACACCUGACCACUGAUUUCACUUCAUAAAUAAAACAACCACUUUCUUUUCUAAUUUUA